Messenger RNA from Mercenaria mercenaria, 3355 nucleotides. RefSeq names its product F-box/WD repeat-containing protein 7-like. Bases 140 to 2545 code for a protein of 801 amino acids. The transcript is spliced from 13 exons. NCBI's taxonomy places the organism in Eukaryota, Metazoa, Mollusca, Bivalvia, Venerida, Veneridae. Gene Ontology annotation, biological process: ubiquitin recycling; proteasome-mediated ubiquitin-dependent protein catabolic process. The record is from RefSeq and is a predicted model, not a curated record. Gene Ontology annotation, cellular component: cytoplasm; nucleus. Gene Ontology annotation, molecular function: ubiquitin binding.
CGCAGAUUUCCGCACAGUCUCGGAAACAAAAUGGAGUCUGACAGGUUGGCCGAUGAAAAAAUACGAGGAAAAUUUUAAUUACCCUUGUCAGUCUGGAAUGUUGCAAACUUUGAUGUAAAAAUGCUGAUUGUGCAGCAGAAUGGCCAGUGACAGACUAGAUAUCAAUGCAGCUACUGUUGAUGACUUUGAACAGCUGAUUGGUGUUGGACGGGGCAAGGCAGAGGCUAUUGUUAAACAUAGAAAAACUGUUGGCGGUUUCCAGAGUGUGAGUGACCUCUGUGCUGUACCUAGUGUAGGUCGCAGUGUCCUUGACCUAAAUAGACGACAACUUUGCUGCAAGGUUACUGGCAGGGCAAGCAGGGGUCGUAGGUUGCAGCUUGAGUGUUCAGCUUUAGUGGAGCAAGGUUCAUCCAGGGCUAUCAGAGCUGUUUUACGUAAUAGAGCAGAGCCAAGGACACCUAAACUAACAUCCUCGGCAAAGAAAUGUAAAUCAGGAUCUGCAACAAAAAGGAUCUCAUUAGAUAAACAAACAGAUCUUGAAAAUAAAGAAACAAUUAAGAAUAAGUCAAAAUCACCUUCAGUAUCAGUUAAUGAUGAUCAGCCUUCAACCUCAAGAGACACUGCCCCAAAUAUAUUUGGACAAAUUUCCAAGUCAUUCCUAACACCAGGUCCAUCAGCAGACAUUGUAGUUCAUGGGGAAGAGCCAGUGCUGGAGGAGGAAGGUGGUGUGGAGAGUAUUCAAGGGGAGAUAAGUGAUGCUAGUGAUAUUGAAGAACUUGACCCAGAACAAGAGGAAGAUGAAGGUCAUGAAAAUAUGUCAGAUGUAUCAGACACUGUUUAUAGCUUGUCAGGUCAAAGGUCACGGAUUCCUGUGCCGAUAUCUGGUUCUCUGACAGCCCAUAAUCUUAUGAAGAGAAAAAGCAAUUUGCACAGAGAAGAUUUAUUGUUACCAACUAGCAAGAGAAUGUGUCGUUUAGAGUAUUCUAGUCCACAAACCACCUACAGUAACCUGAAGGCUCCUAUGAAGAAGUGUGUGUACCAGUUACAUCGGCAGAGAAUUCCCUCCAAGGAACAUCCGCCUCCUGGACUGGCCGAAUGGCUCAAACAGUUUCAGGAAUGGGGUAAUGCAGAGCGGUUAAUGGCUGUAGAUGAGUUGAUUACGUUGUGUGAGCCGACUCAGGUUCGGCACAUGAUGCAAGUGAUAGAGCCACAAUUUCAACGAGAUUUUAUAUCGCUUCUUCCCAAGGAGCUUGCAUUAUAUGUAUUAUCAUUCCUCGAACCAAAAGAUCUAUUACAAGCAGCACAAACUUGCCGUUACUGGCGGGUUCUUGCUGAGGACAAUCUAUUGUGGCGGGAAAAGUGUAAGGAGGAGAAUAUUGACGAGUCCCUUGUGUUCGGAUCUAACAGGCUACGUAGACGUCAGCCUUCACCAAAAAGUCCUUGGAAGUCAUUAUACAUGAGACAGCAUCAGAUAGAACAAAACUGGAGAACAGGGCCUCUCAGAUCUCCAAAGUUAUUGAAAGGCCAUGAUGACCAUGUGAUAACUUGUCUUGAAUUCUGUGGUACCCGUGUUGUCAGUGGUUCUGAUGAUAACACACUCAAAGUCUGGUCAGCUCUCACAGGCAAGUGUUUACGUACCUUGGUAGGACAUACGGGUGGGGUAUGGUCAUCACAAAUGCAAGGUAAUGUGAUUAUCAGUGGGUCCACAGAUAGAACAUUGAAAGUAUGGAAUGCAGACACGGGUCAGUGUAUGCACACUCUGUAUGGUCACACAUCCACAGUCAGAUGUAUGCAUCUGUACGGAAGCAAAGUUGUUAGUGGCUCUAGAGAUGCUACACUUAGAGUAUGGAAUGUGGACACUGGUACAUGUUUACAUGUGUUGAUGGGGCACGUGGCUGCCGUGCGCUGUGUACAGUAUGAUGGUCGGAGGGUUGUGAGUGGUGCCUAUGACUAUAUGGUGAAAGUGUGGGACCCGGAGUCAGAGACCUGCUUGCAUACACUACAGGGACAUACUAACAGAGUCUAUUCUCUACAGUUUGAUGGUAUCCACAUAGUGAGUGGAUCGUUGGACACGUCUAUCCGUGUGUGGGACGUUGAGACAGGCAACUGUCUACACACAUUGAUUGGUCAUCAGUCAUUGACCAGUGGGCUGGAGCUCAAAGACAACAUUCUAGUCUCGGGAAAUGCAGACUCUACUGUUAAAGUGUGGGAUAUUACAACUGGCCAGUGCUUACAGACAUUACAGGGUUCAAACAAACACCAGAGUGCAGUCACGUGUUUACAGUUCAACAAGAAAUUUGUGAUUACUUCAUCAGAUGAUGGGACUGUGAAAAUUUGGGACCUGAGAAGCGGAGAUUUUCUCCGUAACCUUGUGACUCUCGAUAGUGGUGGCAGUGGAGGUGUGGUGUGGCGAGUCCGCUGUAGUAACACAAAACUUGUGUGUGCCGUUGGUAGUAGAAAUGGCACAGAAGAAACAAAACUACUAGUGUUAGACUUUGAUGUUGAAGAAAAGAAAGAUAAAAUGCCUAUGAUUGAAAGAGUGUGAAAUUUUUCUUGUAUUCUAGGAAUUUUUAAAUGUGAGCAGAUGGUCUGUGUUUUAAAUGUGCUUUAUUUCUCUGAUAACGCCAAACAGAGUUCACUUUGGAUUUUAGAAUCAUACAUCCUAGUGCAGAAAAAGACUGAAAGGAACAGUGUCUUGUGUGCUAAAUUUUUGGAAGAUUAGAUUCAGAAAACAGUGUGCAAAUGUGUCAUGAAUGACCAAAAUUAUUUAAUAUAUAAUUAAAUACCUUUAUAAAAGGUGAGCCAGUAUAUUGUAUAGUGAAUAUUUCAGUUGACUAUAAACUACAUUGUAUUUCGAUAUGUUGGGCUUUAAACAUUUGAAAUUGUAAAAAGAAUCAAAACAAUUACACUAUUUAUUGUGAUAACAACCCUCAAACUAAAGUGCCCAAUUCUUUGUUUUAAACAAGGAGAGGACCAGCUUUUAGUCUUGAAAAUCCCAGUUACUGCAGUCUUUGAACAUUGCCAAUAAUGUAUGCACUUCACAUGUGUAAAGUGAAUUCAUUGAAAAUACAUUGAGGGAAUUUAUUAGAAUAAAUAUGGUACAUUGAAGAACAGGAAAUGCUCAAAGUGUGACAGUAAUCACUAUGGUACAGGUGUGACUGGUGUGAACUGAUAUAUGUUUUAGACAAGGUUGGGUAUUACCUUUUAGAACUUUUUGAAGAAUGGUGUUUGGGCUUUAUUUCUGCUAUAAGAAUUAAGGGUUAAGGGAGAGCAAAUUAUUGUAAAAAAUGUUCAAAAUUUGUUAUUGUAAUUCAUCAAAGUCAGGCCUCUUGGUUACAUCCUAUGUUCUGGAAAA